AUGGCGUCGCCCCCCGAGGCCGAGGCCGCCCGCGGGAGCCUCCUCCGCCGCGUCGUCCGCUACCCGUUCCUCCCCGGGAUGGCCGCCGCGUUCGCGGACUACCUCGGCAUGGCGCUCAUCACGCCCGCGCUGCCGUACUUUCUCGAGGAGGAGCUCGGCAUGUCGACGCGCGAUUCGUCCCUCUGGACGGGCGCGAUAACCACCGCGCAGUACGCGGGCGGCGCGGUCGGGAACACGUUCGUGGGCGUCUUGGGCGACCGUCUCGGCUCGCGGUUCACGCUCGCGAGCACGCUCGGCGGGGACGUGGUCUUCUUCGCGGCGACCGCAUUCGCGCGGAGCGUCGCGCUGAUCCUCUCGGGCGCGUUCUUCGUUUACACUGUGCGUUUCCUCGCCGGCGUCGCGUCCCCGCUCGUGCCGUCGCUCAUGUACAUCCUCGAGCGCGCGACGGAAGAGGGCGCGUCGAAGCUCGCGGGGGUGAACGCAUACAGCGCGAGCGUUAAUUUCGCGUACGCGUUCGCGGGGAUGAUCGUCGGGCUGUUUUAUUCCGAGCUGGGGUGGACCGGUUUGAACCUCUUUUCGGCAGCCGUCGCGGCGCUCGCGUUGGUCGUCGUGUGGGAGCUCGCCGCCGAGAACAACGAUAACGGUCGCGGCGAUGGCGUUGGCGUUAUAUUGGGAGACGGAGAGGAGAAACAAGAGCGCGGCGGCGACGCGGAGGUGGUGAGCGCGGCGGCGGUGAGCGCGGCGGCGGCGGCGGCGGAGCCUCUCGGCGGCCCCCCGCCGAAUCCGAAUCCGAAUCAGAAUCCGAAUCAGAAUCGGAGUCCCGAAGGGCCCGGUCGAGACGACCCCGACGCCGGUGUCGCCUUGAUCGUGACGACGCUGACGCUGAGAGAGCUCUUAAACGACGGAGGCAUGGCGUCGCACAUGUACACCGCGUUCAACACCGGGUAUCUGUUCAUGGGGUUCUUAGUGCUCUACGUCCUCAUGGCGAAGGAGAUCUUGGGCUGGACCGUCGUCCAAGUCGGGUGGAGCUUCAUCGCGAUACCCGCGGCGAACGUCCUCACGAUGUACGCGCUCCUGCCCGCCAUCAUACGCAACGUCGGCGUGCACGGAUGCCUCACCUACGCGUCGUUCGCGACGUGCGCGGUGUUGACCCUCUUCGCGGUGCCCGCGGUGCACUCGACGGCGGUCGGGUUCAUGUUUUGCGUCUUCGCUCUCAUCGUGUGCAUCGUGUGCGCGCAGACGCCAAAUCAGAUGCGAAUAAAGACGAUAUCCGAUUCGCUAUCGCCGGCGCAGAUGGGGCAGAUCACCGGGAUAUCGAGGGUGUGCUUCGCGCUCGGGCAGAUGGUGAGCCCGAUCGCGUGCGCGGCGUUGUUCACGGCGAGUCCGUCGGCGGCGAUCGCGAGCAUGAUCGCGACGACCGCGGGGGUUCCCGCGAUGUUUCUCAGGCACUCGCAGGGGAUGUUUCGGGACCCGCCGCCGGCGGUGCGACGGAACCUCUCGAGGGUGAAGUUGGUGGGCGAAGACGGGGAAGGAGGCGGCGCGGGUGGCGGCGAGAAAGGGGCGUCCGCGAGGACGUGA
Messenger RNA from Micromonas pusilla CCMP1545, 1578 nucleotides. RefSeq names its product major facilitator superfamily. The coding region runs from base 1 to 1578 and encodes 525 amino acids. Lineage: Eukaryota; Viridiplantae; Chlorophyta; Mamiellophyceae; Mamiellales; Mamiellaceae. The record is from RefSeq and is a predicted model, not a curated record. The transcript is spliced from 3 exons. Gene Ontology annotation, biological process: transmembrane transport. Gene Ontology annotation, molecular function: transmembrane transporter activity.